AUGCAUGGCUUGCUACCAUGGAUGAAGAAGUUCAAGCUCUACAACAUAAUCUCACAUGGGUUUUGGUCCCUCGACCUACCAACAGCAAUAUUCUUGGUUCCAAAUGGGUGUUCCGGACCAAAUACCUGCUUCAUGGAUCCAUUGAGUGCUCGGGAUAUUCUGACUCGAGUACAGUUACUUGACAGCAAGCCUGUUCACACUCCUAUGGUUAUCUCUCAACAUCUGACUGGUGAUGGUCCUGCCUUUUUGGACCCCACUCUCUACAGAUCUCUAGUCGGCGCCCUUCAGUACUUAACCAUCACUCGCCCUAACAUUGCUCAUGUUGUUAACUCUAUCAGUCAAUUUUUGCAUGCCCCUACUACAGAUCACUUUCUUGCUAUCAAGCACAUUUUACGUUAUGUCAAGGGCACACUUCACUUUGGUCUUACUUUUCGCCCUUCUGCUACCUCUAGUGCCCUCGUUGCUUACUCUGACGUUGAUUGGGUUGGUUGUCCCGAUACUCAUCGUUCUACCUCUGGUUACUUUAUUUAUCUUGGUGAUAAUCUAGUUUCAUGA
Molecule: messenger RNA, 555 nt
Organism: Juglans microcarpa x Juglans regia
Lineage: Eukaryota; Viridiplantae; Streptophyta; Magnoliopsida; Fagales; Juglandaceae
Exons: 1
Coding region: 1-555 (184 amino acids)
Source: RefSeq, a predicted model, not a curated record